Messenger RNA from Botrytis porri, 642 nucleotides. RefSeq lists its product as uncharacterized. Bases 1 to 642 code for a protein of 213 amino acids. Lineage: Eukaryota; Fungi; Ascomycota; Leotiomycetes; Helotiales; Sclerotiniaceae. The transcript has a single exon. The record is from RefSeq and is a predicted model, not a curated record.
AUGGCUUUCCUUCAACCGGGCUUUUGUCUCUAUGGCCCCUGGACCAGAGCUGUGGAGCUCUGCAUCCCAUCGUUCUGCGUUGCGGAUGAAAAAGUCUGGCGUCCGGAGUUCGUCUCCGAUUACUUUUCUACCAGGAGAUUGGCGGUAACACGCUACAUCAACUGGUUGAUCAAUGACGUGGCGACCCGGGCAAGACUGGAACACGCCGAGGAGGCUUCUCUUUUGGAGGCCCCUACGCAGGUGAUCAAGUGGAGUGAUCCUGCACCAAUCGAGGAGUGGAUUCGCGCCACAGCCUCUGUAAGACCGGCUGGGCAGGCAGCCAGCCGGCACUCGGUAUCGUCCCAUGGGGGAGUAUCGGGAAUCCUUAGACCGGGAUUGAGGCAGGCAGUCUUUUCUAAAAGCUGCCAGCGUGUUGUUCCAGUGGUCUUUGGCUCUUUGGAGGACGCCUCGGUGGCCUCCGUGGAAGGAGAGAGUGGUCGUUGCAGCGGCGAACCACCAUUUUCGAAUGCACCGGAUCCAAAAUCUUUGGUCCGCCGCGGACUCCUCUUCUUUCCAGAGCUGGACGUCCGCUAUAUGUGGGGUGACGAGUAUAAACGCGCGAAGGCGCGAUUCCUAUUGGAAGUUUAUGGAAUCGACCUUUAG